AAUUCCUCUUCCUAUUAAUUAUCCACGCGAUUUUAAACGGAAUAUCUAAAAACCAGAGAAAAUGGGAGUGGUAGUGAUCGAUGGAUCAACCGUACGAUCGUUCGUGGAGGACGAGGAGCAGUUCAAGAAGACCAUAGACGAGAGGUUCGCAGCUCUGGAUCUAAACAACGACGGCGUUUUAUCGCGAUCCGAGCUACGGAAGACACUCGAAUCGAUGAGGCUUUUGGAAUCGCACUUCGGCGUCGAUGUGGUGACUCCUCAGGAGGAGCUGACGAGUCUGUACGACUCGAUCUUCGAGAAGUUCGAUACGGAUCAGAGCGGUUCCGUGGAUCGGGAGGAGUUUAGAUCGGAGAUGAAGAAGAUCGUGCUAGCGAUCGCCGACGGACUUGGAUCGUGUCCGAUUACGAUGGCGUUAGAUGACGAUGAGGAUAAUUUGCUGAAGAAAGCGGCGGAUCUGGAAGCUUCGAAGCUCGAGAAGAAGGCUUCGUGAUGAACGAUGAUUAAGUGGAUGAUCUAGGGAUCUUUAAAGUGUUCUUCGUCUUCGUUGUUGCUUAUGUUGUUUUGUGAUGUAAGCCAAUAUGAAUUAAUAAAAGCCUUUUGUGAAAUUUGAAUUA
Brassica rapa (field mustard) is the source of this 614-nucleotide messenger RNA. RefSeq lists its product as uncharacterized. The record is from RefSeq and is a predicted model, not a curated record. Gene Ontology annotation, molecular function: calcium ion binding. NCBI's taxonomy places the organism in Eukaryota, Viridiplantae, Streptophyta, Magnoliopsida, Brassicales, Brassicaceae.